Iphiclides podalirius (scarce swallowtail) is the source of this 1890-nucleotide messenger RNA. Lineage: Eukaryota; Metazoa; Arthropoda; Insecta; Lepidoptera; Papilionidae. The record is from the annotation of a GenBank genome assembly.
AUGCCCUCCGGUGUUCUGUUCGUGGUGUGUAUCCCUUCCAGCAACUACGAACAUGUUUUGAAGUUUGGAAAACCGAAAGACCUCAUUCCGAUAGACGAGCCGACGUCGUUCAAGCAAUGUCGACUGGAAGUUGAACUAAGGAGUAAGAAAUGUAAAAGUAUACCGAUACAUUUAACUCAAAACUAUUACAAUGAUGGAUUGAAAAAAUCGCUGGAGAAUAAAAAAGAAAAUUACGAGUUCAUCACAAUGGAAAGUAUCAUGCAAGAACUGUUAAGAAAAUUUCAUGUGGAACACGUGGUUUGGACCAGUGACAAGAUGGGGAAUUACUUCCAAGUAACUUUUCCUCUGCCGACGGGAGAUAUAUGCGAAACAAUGCUGCACUGUCUCACACAAUUGGGUAUAGGGGUGCGAUGCAAAUCCAUAGUCAAUGUUCUCCCUUGUAACGUUGUACAUUCCGCUAUCGAAGAAGAAGAAUUAGAGGACGAAGCUCUACUACGUAAAAACGAAGAGGCGAACCGAUGGCGCAGCUUCGUAGACUCCAUUCGCUCCAAAUUGACCGUGAAGCAAGUUGUCGAUGGCGUACGAGGCGGCGGCGAGUUGUCCUUCGACUACCUGACUUUAAUUAUCACAGCAGAUUCCUUGGCUGCCCUCGGCCUUGUUGAAAACAACGCCUCCAACAUAGUAGCGGCGAUGUUGGUUUCACCGCUAAUGGGCCCAGUGAUGUCUAUCACUUUCGGAACGAUCAUAGCUGACAGAGGCCUCGUCAGAAGCGGCUUCGAAAGUUUGAUAUUGGGAAUGCUAGCCUCUUUACUCUUCGGUUUCAUAUUCGGCCUGAUUCUUGGCACUACUGAAAUGCCCUGGGGCUUUGGAGAUUGGCCCACUGAGGAAAUGAAAUCGCGUGGAAAUGUGAGAUCUCUGUGGAUGGGUGUCUUAUGGGCCUUGACAUCAGGCACAGGGGUCGCUUUAGCCCUGCUUCAAGGCAGCGCUGGGCCAUUGAUUGGCAUUGCGAUCUCUGCCUCGCUACUACCCCCCGUGGUCAACUGCGGCUUGUUUUGGGCGUUAGCGUGUAUAUGGCUGCUGUACCCCGGCACGAAGAUACCUCACAUAAAGGGAGAGCCGUAUUUUGGAAAUUCGUCGUACGAACCCCUAUAUCACUCAUAUAUUCCAAUAGAAUUUGCCGUCAACGGAAUAGUGAGCUGUUGUCUCACAAUCGUAAACGUCAUAUGCAUAUUCAUAACUGCAAUCAUGUUCCUGAAGAUAAAGGAGGUGGCAGCUCCGUACACAUCCACACCAGACUUGAGACGGUUCUGGGAGCAAGACAUUAAAGUAGCACGAGACGCGAAUAGAGCUAACCUACAACGAGCGGAAGAUGAAGAGCGAGCUGAGUUGGUCCUUGAAGAUCUCAAUGACACUACAGACGCCGAAGUAAAACAAAAACUAGAGGCAGCAGUGAAAGAAGCCUUGGACGAUGACACUUAUAGAAAAGUCAAACGGAUGAGUUAUCAAAGCCAUACUGCUGACGAGGUUAUACGUACAAUCGGUUUGCACGCCCACUCGUCAAUCUCUCAGCGCUCCAGCAUUAUAAAAUCUGGCAUGAGCACACCAUUGCAAACAAUUCAAGAGGCUGGUAAUAUAAAUGACAUAGAAACAUUAGAUAAAUUGCUUACAUCACUACUUGGUCUAAGAGAGAACCGAGGGAGGUCGUUCCGUUCUCACCGCAAUACACCAACCGUAAGCAGAGUAUCGUCAUUUCUCGGUAAACCGAAAAACGCGAGAAAUUCAGAAUCAUGGCCGGAAAGGUUGUUUCAGGAUAACAUUGUCCGCAGUGUUCUCAACAAUCUAAACUCCAAGCAAAACUCUCCAGUAGAGGAACCUUUUCUUACUCCUAAA